UACAUACAACAUCGUCAGAGUAUUCUUCGUACCAUCUCUUCACUUUUUUUACACGAAGAAAUCGCACUAUUAUCAUGCAGCCUUCCCUUUCUCUUGCUUUGAUAUCACUUCACGAAAACACACUUUGCUAUCGCUGACUCCUUUAGCUGACAUCAGGAGGGAGCGAAUCAUAAAACUUGAACACCCAAAGCACCGUCUCCUGCGAACUCUUCGAAAGCAAACAGCAAGUCUUGGCAGCAAUGACAACGGUCAUGGUUUCACUUUCGUGGGUACUACUGUUCGUUCUGUUCUCUGUAGGAGACAACGAGGCAACCGCCCUUGUUCAGCCCGACUACGGCAAACAGGUUUCAAGCGUCAAUCCCGAAAACCGUAGAGGAUUUCUGGCGAAGGUCGCAUCGACGACAGCCGCAGCGAUAGCGACCGCCAAUGGCGUCGCCACCGAGAGUGUCGCUUGCGCAGUGCCAUCGGGGAUUGCUGCUUCGUCGUCACAGGUUAUCGCCGAUGCAGGUCUGGUCGGUGCCAGCAAGCCGGGGCUUACCCUUCCAYCGAUCGGACUCGGGUGCUGGGCGUGGGGCGAUUCCCUCUUCUGGGGGUAUAAUCCGAGCCAAGACAAAGAUCUGAAAGAGGUAUUCAAAUAUGUCAUGACGCAGACAUCGUCCCCGAACGACACGUCAUCAAAGCUGCCGUCCUCGGUCUUGCUCGAUACGGCCGAGGUCUACGGUCUUGGACGGUCAGAAACCCUCAUCGGUGAAUUUUCCAAGGAUUUGUCAGCAGAAGACCWGGAGAAGGUUGUCGUAGCAACAAAAUUUGCGGCCGUGCCCUUCCGAACAAAACCCGAAAACGUUGUGAAGGCCGCGCUUGGGUCCCUCAAACGUCUCGACCGGCCCAUCGACCUCUACCAGAUCCAUUUCCCAAAUGCAUUUGCAAACGACAAGUACUGGGACGGCUUAGCUGACGCAUAUGAACAGGGCCUCGUGAAAAACGUUGGCGUUUCGAACUACGGGGUCGAUGCGCUGCGGGCCUGUCACAAAGCCCUAGCCAAGCGGGGUGUCCCCCUCACAUCAAACCAGAUCCAGUACAGUCUCCUAUACCGUUUCCCUGAACAAAACGGCCUGCUGAAAGCCUGCAACGAUCUGGACGUCAAGGUCCUCUCGUAUAGUCCCCUGGCGCUCGGCUUGCUAGCCGGUAAAUACCGAAGCGUAGACGACCUGAAGAGCAUCAAAGGUCCACGACAGAAACUGUUCGCCGACACCGUUGACAAGCCGGAGUUCCAGAAACUCCUGUUGACCAUGGAAACCGUGGCUUCCAACCACAGCGGCGCAAAUCUGGCGCAGGUCGCUAUAAAUUGGUGCCGUUCCAAGGGCACUAUACCCAUCCCCGGGGCUCGAAACCUGCGGCAGAUCCAAUCAAACUACGCGGCGCUCUCCUGGGACCUGAGCGCGGAAGAAAUCGCCCUUCUUGAUGACGCCGCAACACUUGCCUACAUCGACCCUAAGGUUUCUCCGUUCCCUAGACAAGAUAAGGACACCGGAUUGAUCAUGUUUGAUUCCUGAGUAUUGUUCUACACCUGCUUGCUAGCUAGCCGUUUAAGAUUAAACAAUAAUAAUUGUGAAAUGUUGAUAGGCUCCUUCGUGUACGUGAAUAAGUGGUUUACAAUAAAGAGUGAGGUUAUUC
This is a messenger RNA of Pseudo-nitzschia multistriata, 1674 nucleotides long. The record is from the annotation of a GenBank genome assembly. Lineage: Eukaryota; Bacillariophyta; Bacillariophyceae; Bacillariales; Bacillariaceae.